Messenger RNA from Aspergillus calidoustus, 423 nucleotides. Lineage: Eukaryota; Fungi; Ascomycota; Eurotiomycetes; Eurotiales; Aspergillaceae. The record is from the annotation of a GenBank genome assembly.
AUGCUUUCGCACAUCGGUCUGAUACUGGGCCCUCAACUCUCCAGCAGUUCGAGCAUUUUCGGCCCCUCGGACCCGCACUGGGAAGAGACGACCAGGCGAUAUGACCCGCACUCUGCACCGCGUAUCCGAUUGGUCGUGCAGCCUGGAGCGGAGGAGGAUGUCCCUGUCAUUGUGCGAUAUGCGAAUAAGCAUGGGAUCCCGUUCUACGCGGUCAACACGGGCCACGGGUCCACCACUUCGCAGACGGCCUUUGACGGGAUCCAGACUGAUCUGAGCAUAUUGAUGAGCGUGAGAAUCUCCUCCGGAGGCGAGACGGCAUGGAUCCAGGGCGGAUCCACGGUGGAGGUCACUGUUGACGAACUAUGGGCGCUGGGAUACGUGACGAGUAAGCAGCCCUACUCUGCCUUGGUCCUGGUCUCAUAA